AUGGCAGACGUCGCAAACAAUGACAUCCUCAAUGAGCUCCUCAUUGCCAAGUUGCUCGAAGAAGACAUGCUCCUCCUCGAGAAUACGAAGGCGGCUGAAGAACUGCAACUCAGGGAGGCGCUCAACUCGUCUUCCCUUGCUGCAGGUCGAUUCCCAAGAAAGAACAAGGUCCCUGCUGCGUUCACUCCCGACGAUAUGGACUACGCGCACAACAUAUUCUCGGCCGAGGUCCGAGCGUCACAAGACGCGCUGUAUGCGCAGUCACUGCAACAACUAGACGACAGUAACAUGGCUUCCAGCCGGCAAUUUGCACUGAGGCUCGCAGCCACGGAAAAGAAGUCACAGCUUGAUGCAGAAUUCGCGAAGCGUUUGCAGCAUGCGAUUGACAACGGGCAGGACAUAGAUGCGAUGAAUGACGCUGAAAGCGUCCUGGGCCAAGACACGAUUGACGAUAUAUUGGCUCGGGAUAUGAACGACAAAGGUAAGGGUAAGUCUACCGCCCAAUACAAAGGGAAGAACUUCGCGUCUCCGACUACAAGUACCAGUUCAAAGGACAUCCCCGUCCCGGGUCCAUACCGAGUAUGCGGCAUCUGCAUGGACCCCUUUCAUCCCACCCACUCCCCGGCAACAGCAGCGCGCUCCGCCAACUCGUCGUCUCGGGUCAAACACGGAUACUGCAUUUCUUGCCUCAGUAGUUACAUCAACAGCAAGCUCGACCCCGAAGGCACCGGUGCUGGAAGCGUGGGCACUGCAGCAUUCCCCAUCCGAUGCCCAGAAUGCACCAUUGCCCAGUGGCCAGAUGGUAUCUCCGAUAUCAUUGCACAACGUGUGCUAUCGGAGAAGGGUAUGAUUUUAUGGCACCAUCAAAAGCUCUUUGACAGUCUGCCGAAAUACUGGUGUCCCAACCCCCGAUGCUCGGCAUUGGUUCAAGUGGACGAAGAUUCUGAUGACCCUCGAGCCCUUUGUCCCUCUUGCAACAAGCUGAUUUGCGUCCCUUGCCGCGUUGUAUGGCACGAUGGUGAGUCGUCAGGUAUUUUUGCACUUCCAUUGGACGAGCGAUCUCCAGAAGACCAGAAGGCAUUACAGCUUGCGAAGGCCCAGAACUGGCGGAGGUGCCCAAAGUGCAGCAUGAUCGUCGAGCUUACGAUGGGCUGCAACCACAUCACUUGUCGUUGCAAGGCCGAGUUCUGCUUCAAGUGUGGAGCCAUUUGGGAUGUUAACGAGGGGCGCUGCUCUCGUGGUUCCACGUGUGAGCUGUGGGACGAAGACAUGCUCCUGGAGGCCCGCGAACGAGAUCGCGAGCGUGAAGCCAGGCGACAGCAACCUCGCCGUGCGGCCCCCGUUGCAGCUCCCGUUGCAGCCCCCGUUGCAGCCCCAGUUCCUCCGCAAUAUGCUCCUCCUCCCCCGUACGCAGCCCCGGCGGCGGGUGGUAUCUUUGGAGGCCAGGCGGCACGUAUUCUUUACGGAGGCCAGGUGGCAGGUGGUCUCUUCGGCGGCCAGGCGGCAGGUGCCCUCUUCGGUGCUCGUGGCGCAGCACCAGCACCAGUUCUCUGGAACAACAACGACGACGACGACGACGACGCCGAAGAUGAAGACGACGCGAGGAGCUACCACGACCCGGCCGACCUGCACUGGAUGCAGGAGGAGGGCGUUCUCGUCACCCGGCACUGGUUCACCGCGCAGAUGAUCAACUCGAUGACGUGCCAGUAUUGCGACGCGCAGUGCACUUCACUCGCAGACCUGCGCUACCACCUCUCGCACGUCCGCCGGCACGCUGUGUUCGCGUGCUGCGGCCGCUUCUUCAAGCGCGACGUCGACUUCGAACGGCACCAGGAGGCCAAGUACUACGGACACGAGCACACCGUCCGGCGGGAGGCGGCUUUAUAA
Molecule: messenger RNA, 1887 nt
Organism: Epithele typhae
Lineage: Eukaryota; Fungi; Basidiomycota; Agaricomycetes; Polyporales; Epitheliaceae
Exons: 9
Coding region: 1-1887 (628 amino acids)
Biological process (GO): positive regulation of proteasomal ubiquitin-dependent protein catabolic process; ubiquitin-dependent protein catabolic process; protein polyubiquitination
Cellular component (GO): ubiquitin ligase complex; cytoplasm
Molecular function (GO): ubiquitin protein ligase activity; ubiquitin conjugating enzyme binding; zinc ion binding
Source: RefSeq, a predicted model, not a curated record